This is a messenger RNA of Carassius auratus (goldfish), 3222 nucleotides long. RefSeq names its product divergent protein kinase domain 1C (gene dipk1c). Bases 402 to 1739 code for a protein of 445 amino acids. The transcript has 4 exons. Lineage: Eukaryota; Metazoa; Chordata; Actinopteri; Cypriniformes; Cyprinidae. The record is from RefSeq and is a predicted model, not a curated record.
CGGCCUCUUGUUUUGUUGGCAGUGCUUAGAAUACAAACAGACUCCAAGUGAAGAAAUCCGAGGGUCUGCGUCUGGCACAAGAGACGGAUCUGUCAGGAAAGACCCGGCUGCCUUGGAAACAGAGAAGAAGGAGACCCAAAGGAGGAAAGCACUGAAGAAGGGGGCGGGAGGAAGAGCGGAAAGAGGUGGAGUGUUGUAUGAAGAGAGAUAGAGAGAGAAAGAGAGAGUGAAAACACAGUGGAGCCUAGAGGAAGAGUAAGUGAAUGAGGCAGAGCGAGUCGUUCUUCACACUCGCUCAUUCACAAAACAACCGAGAGACAGAGAGAGAGGCGCACAGAUGCCACAGACGCCCUCCUCCUGGAGAGAGAAGCUGAGGGCUCCUGUGGAAGGGGUCCUCACAGAUGCAGCGGUCCCUGCGUGGGGUCCUCCGGUGUCUGGGGGCGAAGCUGUGCCGCAGGAGCGCUCUGCUGGUCGUCCUGCUGUGGCUGGCCUCCUGGCUCUUCCUCAACGGACUGGUGUUCGUGCACAGGAACAUGUUCUCUGACUUCUGCACUGACCACAAGAGCAAAGAGAUCCUGCAGAGGGUGUGUGCUGAGUAUCAGCAGGGCGUUCUGACCGGUGACCUCUGCGAGGACCUCUGUGUGGCCGGUCGUGUGGAAUACAAACGCUGCCUCUAUUACGAGAAUGGCAAGAAGGUCAUGUCCGCCAGCUGGCGCGGGGUGCCUAUCGUUCUCAAGUCAAAGCUGGAGAACUUCUCCUCCUAUGAGGCUUUAGCUCUGCUGGAGUACCAGGAUGCAGCGGGAGGAGCGGGAGGCGAGGAGGAGCUCUCUCCGCUGGAUGUCGUCUUCUUCGCUACGCUGGAGAUCAAGAACUCUCUGGGUUUGGAGACGGGAGCUAACUUGACGUUGCCCCGGUUGUGGGGCCAGAAGCUGAAGGAGAACGAGCGGACGUACUCUCGAGCGGAGCUGGCCUCGCUCUGGGCUCUCCUUCAGCAGGAGGAGUACACCUUCCUCAGGGUCCUGCAGGAUUUAACCCACCACGUGGCCAAGAUCCUGGGCUCCUGUGGUCACUUUUACGCCGUGGAGUACUUGGCGGCCGGACACGCGUGGGACCAGCACAUAUUCUCUCUGGAGGAGCUGACGCUGAGCCCCUCGCCGAGCCCCUGGAGCGGACAGGAGAAGACGAUAACCGCAAGAGAUAUGGUGCCACGAGUGGCCCUGAGCUUUCUAGAGAUGGUGGAGCAUUUCGAGAACGACUUCUCCCACAGAUUACACCUCUGUGACAUCAAACCAGAGAACUUUGCCAUCAGGAAAGACCUGACGGUGGUGGCUAUAGAUGUGGACAUGGCUUUUUUUGAGCCUAAAAUGAGAGAAAUACUUGAGCAGAACUGCACCAGUGACAAUGACUGCAACUUCUUCGACUGCAUUUCCAAGUGUGACAAAACUAAAAACAGAUGUGGGCCGAAACGCAAGAACAGUAACCUUCAGGUGAUCUGUGAGAAGAUCUUCAGGCCUUGGAUUUCUCCCACGCUGCUCGGUGCUAAAGCAGGGCUCCCCCUGCAGGUGGCGCUGCAGCGGGCCGUGCAGGAGUGCGCUGAGAUGGACGAAGGGGAGGACGCCCGGCGCACGAGGGCCGUGAGAGAACAGCUACAGGAUCUGCUCGUGGAGCUCAUUCAGGAGGACACGGGACACCGGGCUGAAGGCCAGGAACACAAGAUACGGCACUUCAUUUCUAAAUGAACUCUCGAAACGGCUACGAAAGAACAAACCCAGUCAUGUGCAAUUCUGGAGAACAUCUCAGAUGACUAUUAUAGUCGCGAUAACAGCGGUUUCCAACAGCCAGAUACAUUGGCAUAGUUGUUUACUGCUAACAUUCAGAACCUCUGUUAAACCUCUGGUGCUGUUCAGCAAUUUUUGAAAGAACUAUUGUGUUUUUUUUUCUAUUUUAUUUACUUCAUUGGAAUUACAGAACAUGGUAGUGCUACGUGGCCACACGAAAAUCAUGAACGUGAUAUGGAAAGUUUAAAUGGUUCUGAAAAUUAUUUAGACUUGUACUGUUCGUGGUCGAAAAUGGAUGUACUGGAAACAGACUUCAUUUAGUGGAAACAUGGUACCAAACAAAAUCUUAAUAAAAGCAAAUUCUUUGAGAGAUCAACCUCAAAUUUGGUACAUUUAGUUUUAAUAACAAUAUUUUUGAAACUAAAAUAUAGUACAUUCAUUUAAAAGGCGAGCAGCACCAGAGGCAUAAAAGGUAUAGUUCAGUCAAAAAUGUAAAUCUAAAUCUGUUUUUCUCACCCUCAUCUUGUUCCAAAUCCAUACAGGUUUGUAAUUUUUGCAUAAACUAUCUCUUUAAGGGUGUAGAUAUGCCUCUUACAGUAAAGGCCCAUUCACACAGGUAUCGAUAACUAUAUUGAUAAUUAUAUUAGCAUCCAGACCAGUGUACAAUAACAUGGUUUCACACGGCAGUCUUUAGAUACUCAAGCUCUUUAAAGCAGGAGUUCUGAUUGGCUGUCAAUGGUUUUAUCAUUCAAAAAAAUCAUUUUGGAAGAGGUUCCAACAAUAUUGUUCUGCUAUGUUGUUGUAGUUUAGAGAACUAUUACUGUAAAUUAUAACUAUAUUGUUACUGUUAUCGUUAUAGUCAUUGUGCUUGGUGUAAUGGGCCUUAAAUAUAAAGGAAGUUCAUAUUAAAAUUGUUCAGCACAUUUUUGCUGGCGAAAUCUAGUCAUUUCAGGAUGAAAAAUGAGAGCGAAGCAGAUUUUGCAGCUGGGUCAUACAGAUUUGCCAUGUUAAACGAACAGAAAGCUGCUUGGUUUGAUGAUGUUUUCUGUGUGAGCUGCUUCAUACAUCUCUACACUACUGACAACAGACAAUGGACAUUGUUCCCGUGAAAUUUAGCUAAUGUGAAUGAACUUUAAUACUCCUUAAAAAAAAAACGUUGGAUCAUCUCAGCUAAUGUAUCCCUGUUAUUUGUUGAAAAUAAUUUGUCUACCUGUGAUUUUGUUGAAUCAUUUCAAUAAACCAUGCUCAAGCACAAUCCUUCCUUUGGUUUCUUACCCGCAGCUGCAUGCCUUCACGCCAAAUUAUAGUCUGUACGCACAUCAACACUACGCAGAGGAUCGACCCGAAAGCUCAAAGAUCAAACCAACGUUUGGUUCCUAUCGACGGAAGAGAUCUGUAGAUUUGUUUGGAUCUACCUUCAGCACUGUGGUCUUUCAGGAGACAG